Rattus rattus (black rat) is the source of this 632-nucleotide messenger RNA. RefSeq names its product nudix hydrolase 1 (gene Nudt1). The transcript is spliced from 4 exons. The coding region runs from base 49 to 519 and encodes 156 amino acids. The record is from RefSeq and is a predicted model, not a curated record. NCBI's taxonomy places the organism in Eukaryota, Metazoa, Chordata, Mammalia, Rodentia, Muridae. Gene Ontology annotation, biological process: DNA protection. Gene Ontology annotation, molecular function: 8-oxo-7,8-dihydroguanosine triphosphate pyrophosphatase activity.
CUCCGCCCCGGGGAAGUUCUGGCUAGGGCGCCAAGGACCCAGGAGAGCAUGAGCACCUCCAGGCUUUAUACGCUCGUGCUGGUACUACAGCCUCAGCGAGUUCUCCUGGGCAUGAAGAAGAGGGGCUUUGGUGCUGGCCGCUGGAAUGGCUUCGGGGGCAAGGUGCAGGAAGGAGAGACCAUUGAGGAUGGGGCUAAGAGGGAGCUUCUGGAAGAAAGUGGUCUGAGAGUGGAUACACUGCACAAGGUAGGCCACAUCUCAUUUGAGUUUGUGGGCUCCCCCGAGCUGAUGGACGUGCAUAUCUUCUCUACCGACCACGUGCACGGGACGCCCACAGAGAGUGAAGAAAUGCGCCCUCAGUGGUUCCAACUGGACCAGAUCCCCUUUGCCGACAUGUGGCCGGACGACAGCUACUGGUUCCCACUCCUGCUUCAGAAGAAGAAGUUCUGUGGACACUUCAAGUUCCACGGUCAGGACACCAUCCUCAGUUACUCCCUACGUGAGGUGGAUGAGUUCUAAUACAGAGAGAGGUCUGACUGGUUCUAGCCAUUCCGGUUGCAACACAGCCACUGCAAGCUGUCGCUCCAAGGACACAGGCAGGGGCUGGUAUUUUCUGUUUGCAAGGUUGAAAU